AUCCUUCACGGAAUCCAAGCGUCCAAGCGGAUCGCGACGAAAUGCUGCGCUGGAGAAGUGGAAUUGGAUAAUGGUUCCGCUUUUGGCUUUUUUUUUUCUCCCCCUUUUACCUCCGACAAGAUUUUAUCGUCGCGAAAAUGGAUAAUCGUCGUCCUUGUUGCGACGCGACGGUGCUGAUCCGGAAGUCAAGAACGACGCGCGGAAAUGCUUCUCUCCAUCGCCGGAACCACUCCGGCUUCUUCCUGGCUCCACUCGACAUCUUCGAGUCCCCACCACUUCGGCGCCCGCCAUCCGCUCCUGCCCAAAUCCCUCUUCCCCGCUUUCGAAGCCCGCUUCCUCGAGAGGCUGCUGCACCCGCCGCGGCGCGGCGCCGGAGCCGAGCGACCCGCGCUCGUCACGAGGGCCGUCAAUGCCUCGCUGAUGGAGGCGCCCCUUCUCUGGGCCGGGAGGCUCUGCGUCUUCUACGCCCUGCUCAAGGCGGGCUUGGCUGGAUCUGAAGCCAACCCACUCGUCUCAGAGCUGGAGAGUGGUGAAUCUGGUGAUCUGGGUUUCUCCGAGUGGCUCGGGAGCUUGCAGAAGAAACCAGAGAAGGAAGCAGCUGACCGGCGAAAAUUGGUGAGUAAAUGGCAUCCUACAACAAAGGGUACUCUCAGGCGAAACUACCGAGUACCUUCCAAGUCCGAAGGGCGGCGCCUUCUAAAAGCAGUUGCGUCCUUGCUCUCUGAGGAUGAUCACUUCACAGAUGCCACUUCCCACAAGGGCUGUCAAAUUAGAAGAGAGAGCGCGCAUGGAGAAAGCGUAUGUUGCAACAAUGUGAGGGCUUUAUUCGAUGAACUCCCAACUCCACAUUUAAUCGUGGAAAUCACGCCUUUCCCUGCUGGGCCUCUCACAGAGAAGGACUAUGCCAAGGCCGAGAAACUAGAACGGGUGCUCAGAUCUGGUCCUUCUGUUUGAGCCCUUUUACGGGUUGGGGGGCUAUCCACCCUGUAAAUAACAAUUAUAGUAGUAUGGACGUUUGUGCUGUUAUUCGAGUUCUGUCGUGUGAGCUCUCUUUUUCAUCUGGUUUUCAUUUCUUAUAUUUUGCUUAUCAGCUGCAAAUGGCGUUCAUCGGUUUUGUUUA
Eucalyptus grandis is the source of this 1120-nucleotide messenger RNA. RefSeq lists its product as uncharacterized. Gene Ontology annotation, cellular component: chloroplast envelope. The coding region runs from base 205 to 954 and encodes 249 amino acids. The record is from RefSeq and is a predicted model, not a curated record. The transcript has 4 exons. Lineage: Eukaryota; Viridiplantae; Streptophyta; Magnoliopsida; Myrtales; Myrtaceae.